Ogataea philodendri is the source of this 1890-nucleotide messenger RNA. RefSeq lists its product as uncharacterized. NCBI's taxonomy places the organism in Eukaryota, Fungi, Ascomycota, Pichiomycetes, Pichiales, Pichiaceae. The transcript has a single exon. The record is from RefSeq and is a predicted model, not a curated record. Gene Ontology annotation, cellular component: membrane. The coding region runs from base 1 to 1890 and encodes 629 amino acids. Gene Ontology annotation, biological process: transmembrane transport. Gene Ontology annotation, molecular function: myo-inositol:proton symporter activity.
AUGCAGUCAGACGAACAAAUAUCCAACAUUGACCAACACGAGAGCCAUCCGGCGUUUCUCGCAGACCGGACGUCCGAGUCUUCUUCAGGGGACGCUGAGAAAUCCGUGGCCACCAACGGCCUGGAGCUCGAAAACAACGUUCUGGGCAACUAUUCGGAAGACCAGGUCCAGAGCAUGGGGAGGAACUAUGCUCUGAGGUACGGCAUGGACCCGGACCUGUUUUCCAGGGCGGCAGCCGUGGCCAGACGUCCUACCGGGUUCAACUCCAUGGGGUUUCUUUCCGACCACGAAAAAGAGGCCCUAUUCUUGGAGAUCGAGCAUCCUUGGCGCAUUCCUUGGCAACUUUACUGGCUCAUCAUCAUGGCUUCCAUGGGAGCCGCUGUUCAGGGCAUGGACGAGACGGUUAUCAACGGAGCACAGCUAUACUAUCCGAAGUACUUUGGACUUGACGCAGACACCGAGCGGAACACUUGGCUGGUCGGGCUGAUCAAUUCUGCUCCGUAUCUGUGCUGUUCGUGUAUUUCCUGCUGGACGACCGACUGGCUGAACGAGCGGCUGGCCAGAAGAGGAACCAUCUUCCUUACUUGCACCAUUUCUGCAGUGACGUGUAUCUGGUCUGCGUUGACUAACAACUGGUACCAUCUAUUUAUCUCGCGGUUCUUCCUGGGGUUCGGCAUUGGCCCCAAGUCGUCCACGAUCCCGGUCUACUCGUCGGAAUGUGCUCCGGCGCGGAUUAGAGGCUCGCUCGUGAUGAUGUGGCAGGUGUGGACUGCCUUCGGUAUCAUGUUUGGCUACGUGAUGUCGCUGGCGUUCUACACGGUGCCAUCGCACUCGAUCCACAAAGGGCUGCAAUGGCGGCUGAUGCUGGGGUCGGCCUCGUUGCCCGCUUUCUUGGUGAUGCUGCAGGUGUGGUUCUGCCCAGAGUCGCCAAGAUGGCUCAUGGGCAAAGGCCGCCACGUUGAAGCGUUUGAAGCUUACAGCCGGAUCCGGGGCACGCCGAUCCAGGCCGCCAGAGACACGUUCUACACGCACGUGCUGCUGCUGGAAGAGAGCUCGUACGAGAUGCCGUUCUUCAGAAAGGUGAAGGAGAUGUUCACAGUGAGAAGAAACAGAAACGGAGCUGUUGGAGCGUGGGUGGUGAUGUUCAUGCAACAGUUCUGCGGAAUCAACGUUAUUGCAUACUACUCGUCGUCGAUUUUCCUGGACUCGGGCUUCAUCGAAAGAGAUGCGCUGCUUGCUUCGUGGGGCUACGGCAUGGUGAACUGGAUCUUUGCGUUGCCUGCGUUUUUAACAAUCGACAAAUUCGGCCGCAGGUCGUUGCUGCUGUUUGCUUUCCCGCUAAUGGCGGGCUUUUUGCUUCUCACCGGGUUUGCUUUCUGGAUUAAGCAUGAAAAGGCCAGGGUGGGCGUCAUUGCUCUGGGCAUUUAUCUGUUUAGUGCUGUUUACUCCUCAUCGGAGGGUCCUGUGCCUUUCACGUAUUCUGCCGAGUGUGCAGCAUUGUAUGUGCGUGACGUGACGAUGUCGUUUGCUACUGCUACUUGCUGGUUCUUCAACUUUAUUCUUUCGCUCACCUGGCCGUCCAUGCUUAAGAAGUUCAAGCCGCAAGGAGCGUUCGGCUGGUAUGCGGCGUGGAACAUGAUUGGAUUUUUCAUGGCACUGUGGCUGCUUCCAGAAACAAAGGGACUCGCGUUGGAGGAGCUAGACGAGGUGUUUGACGUUCCUGCGCCAAAACACGCAGCUUAUCAAACUAGACACCUGGUCAACUGGAUCCAGCGCGCCGUUUUCCGCCAAAACAUUCCGAAAAUUGAGCCGCUUUACCACCAGCAGCGCGUCGCUGUGCACAACCAAGAAUGGGUGGAGAUGAAGCAUGAUGUCCAACAUGUAGAGUAG